AUGGCUCCAAGACAAAAAGUGGGGACCAAUUCCUCCCCUAAACCUGAUGAUGACGCUCCAGUGGGGAACAUCCCGCCAGCUUACUCCACUCUGGACCUGGUGAGCGAGGAUCCAGAUGCAGAUCCCUGGAAUGCCCCAGAGCUCAUAGACAAUGGGGUCAAGUGGUCAGAGCUGGAUACAAAAGGGAAGAUGAUGACAAUUCUGACAGGUUUACUGAAGCUGGUUGCGCUGCUGGGUCUUCUCUACUUCUUUAUUUGCUCUCUGGAUGUUCUCAGCUCUGCUUUCCAGCUGGUCGGAGGCAAAGCUGCUGGUGACAUCUUCAAGGACAAUGCUGUGUUGGCCAACCCUGUGGCCGGGCUAGUGAUCGGGGUGUUAGUCACAGUGAUGGUGCAGAGCUCCAGCACCUCCUCCUCCAUUGUGGUCAGCAUGGUGUCCUCUGGACUGCUGGAUGUCCAGUCUGCAGUGCCGAUCAUCAUGGGAGCCAACAUUGGAACUUCUGUCACCAACACGAUCGUAGCUAUGAUGCAGGCAGGAGAUCGAAACGAGUUCCGCAGGGCGUUUGCCGGUGCCACAGUGCACGACUUCUUCAACUGGCUCGCUGUGCUGAUUCUCCUCCCGCUGGAGUUAGCUACAGGUGUCCUGUACAAACUCACCCACCUCAUCAUCGAAUCCUUCAACAUCCAGGGAGGAGAGGACGCACCCGACCUGCUCAACGUCAUCACAGACCCUCUCACCGACUCCAUCGUCCAGCUGGACAAAAAUGUGAUCUCCCUCAUCGCCACCAAUGACGCAGCAGCCGAAAACAUGAGUCUGAUCAAAGUGUGGUGCAAGACGGAGACCAACGUGACUUUCUGGAAUGUGACAGUGGAGAACUGCACAGCCGGUGCCCUCUGUUGGGAAGAAGGAAACCUGACCUGGACCAUGAUGAACAGGACAUGGAUAAAUCACCUACAGAGAUGCAAACAUAUCUUCGCCAGUACGACACUGCCCGACCUGGCCGUGGGCCUCAUUCUUCUGGCGCUGUCCUUGUUCAUCCUCUGCACAUGCCUCAUCCUCAUUGUCAAGCUGCUCAACUCCAUGCUGAAGGGACAGGUGGCUGUGGUCAUCAAGAAAGUGAUCAACACAGACUUCCCCUUCCCCUUCAGCUGGGUUACUGGAUACAUUGCAAUUUUUGUUGGAGCAGGGAUGACCUUCAUCGUUCAGAGCAGCUCUGUGUUUACCUCAGCUAUAACUCCUCUCGUUGGUAUCGGUGUUAUUAGCCUCGAGAGAGCCUAUCCUUUGACCCUGGGGUCAAAUAUUGGUACAACAACCACUGCUAUACUUGCUGCUAUGGCUAGUCCUGCAGAAAAACUAAAAGAAUCACUGCAGAUUGCACUUUGCCAUUUCUUCUUCAACGUCAUGGGUAUCUUACUGUUCUAUCCGAUCCCCUUCACGCGGGUGCCCAUCAGGUUGGCCAGAGGGCUGGGCAACCAUACGGCUAAAUACCGCUGGUUUGCCGGCCUCUACCUCAUCCUGUGCUUCUUGGUUUUCCCUCUGACUGUGUUCGGCCUGUCAAUGGCUGGCUGGCAGGUCCUCGUUGGAGUCGGCGUGCCAUUCGUUGUGUUGGUUGUCUUUGUGAUAAUCGUCAACGUGAUGCAGUCUCGAUGCCCCCGCUUCCUGCCCAAGCUCCUACAAGACUGGGACUUUUUGCCCCGACCUCUGCAUUCCAUGGCGCCUUGGGACACUGUGGUGACCUCGGCCUUAGGGUUCUGCGGCAAAUACUGCUGCUGCUGUUGUAAAUGCUGCAAGAAAACUGAAGAUGAGAAGAUGAUGAAAAACAACACCAAGAGCCUAGAGAUGUACGAUAACCCCUCCAUGUUGAAAGACGAGGACACGAAGGAGGCCGUCAAAGCAACACAUCUGUAA
Messenger RNA from Pleuronectes platessa (European plaice), 1905 nucleotides. RefSeq names its product solute carrier family 34 member 2b (gene slc34a2b). Gene Ontology annotation, molecular function: sodium:phosphate symporter activity. Gene Ontology annotation, biological process: sodium-dependent phosphate transport; intracellular phosphate ion homeostasis. Lineage: Eukaryota; Metazoa; Chordata; Actinopteri; Pleuronectiformes; Pleuronectidae. Gene Ontology annotation, cellular component: vesicle; apical plasma membrane; brush border. The transcript is spliced from 12 exons. The record is from RefSeq and is a predicted model, not a curated record. The coding region runs from base 1 to 1905 and encodes 634 amino acids.